AUAAUUAGCGGCGCAUUGUGGGCGCACACUAGGAAACUCACGCCGCGGCCUCCAUCGACUUCUUCCUUCCUCCUCAAAACCAAACGUCCAUGGCGACCACCACCACCACUGAUAUCACCAACGCCGCCACUCCUCUUCUUCAACCCUCGAUCCUCUUUGGACACCCACGUCCACAUCGGCGACCGCCGCCCCAACGCCACCACCACCGCGGAAGAUGCCCAGAUCCAGGUCUCCAUCUCCCCGGCUUCCCCGCCGAACCCCUCCCGCCUAUUCGUCCGCCGCCUCAACCGGGACACCGUCUCCCUCCUCUACGAGGACGCCCAGAUCGUCUCCGCCGCCGAUGGCCUCCUCCUCCUCCGCGUAACCAUCGUCACCACCACCGCGCCAUCGCGGCUGGAGAACGACUACUUCGUCUACAGCUACCAGUGGCCUGGACGCCCCUCGCUCCGCCGUCUCCCCUCGCCGCCGUUCCCCUUCCACGACGACGAGGCUGGGAUCCUUCCCCUUCCCGUUCCCGGCGGUGAGCAGCAAUUCAAGAUCGCCGUGCUAUCCGUCCGCCUGAACGGGUUCAACCUCCGAUUGUUCGAUUCCGCGUCAUGGAGCUGGACCAAUGUCGGCAAGGUGAUCGUAGCUUCGCCGCAGAGACCGUUCCCAAUCAAGAUCCCCAGGAACGCCGCUCGCCUCAACCAGCACAUCACAACAACGGCGAUCACGCUUGGAGGUGAAGAUGGCACGAUGGGCUGGGUCGAUCUCUAUCGCGGCAUCCUGUUCUGCGACGUGCUAAGCGGCGGCGAUCAUCCCACGCUCGUUGGUGUUCCAUUGCCGCUGCCAAGGAGAUUGGUCGAUCGCGGCGCGGAAGUCGAAGGAUGCCCUAAGGCCAAUAGGGGUAUUGCUGUUCUUGAUGGUUGCCUCAGGAUGGUCGAAUUGGAAGUUCAUGGCGAGAUACUUCCUACGCGUGACCCUGAAACUGGGCACCUUGAUCGUGAGAUCAAGAACUGGGAGCUCUACAUGUAUACCAACAGCAAGAUCACCGGUGCUUGGGAGGAUUGGCAAUUGGUGCACGGAGUUGAAGCUUCUCAAAUCAAUAUCGACCAAGCGAUUCAUGACAGCUUACUGCAACCGGGAUUGCUGCGUGAUAAAAUGCAGGAUGGCAAGGAGAGGAAAUUGCACAACCUCCUCACAUCUCAACCUGCUCUCAGCCUGGAUGGUGAAGGUGUUGUUUACUUGCUGACAAAGGCCAAAUUCAUGCAACGUCAGGCUUGGGUUCUUGCUGUUGAUGUUAAGGGCAACAAAAUACUAGGAUUAGCUGAGUUUGGCACUGACACAUACUUGGGUUUGUCCCUCGCGUAUUGUCCUAGUAGGAUCUCCAGUUACAUGGAUGCAUGGACUGUCCAGACAAUUAGUUAUAUUUUAGUACUAUAUAAGUUCCUAGUCCUAUGAUUUAUUUGCA
Messenger RNA from Oryza sativa Japonica Group (Japanese rice), 1450 nucleotides. RefSeq lists its product as uncharacterized. The record is from RefSeq and is a predicted model, not a curated record. Lineage: Eukaryota; Viridiplantae; Streptophyta; Magnoliopsida; Poales; Poaceae.